Molecule: messenger RNA, 1278 nt
Organism: Adineta steineri
Lineage: Eukaryota; Metazoa; Rotifera; Eurotatoria; Adinetida; Adinetidae
Source: the annotation of a GenBank genome assembly
AUGACUGAUACCGAUGAUGUAAUAAAUGAAGAACGUCAAAUUAAUGAUGAAUAUAAAAUUUGGAAAAAAAAUUCAGCUUUUCUUUAUGAUUUAAUUAUGACUCAUGCACUUGAAUGGCCAUCGCUUACUGUCCAAUGGUUACCACAAGUCACAAAAGCUGAUGAUAAUAAAGAUUGUACUGUUCAUCGUCUUAUACUUGGUACACAUACAUCAGAUGAACAAAAUCAUUUAGUUAUUGCAUGUGUACAAAUUCCAAAAGAUGGUAUAUUAACUGAUACUACUCAAUAUGAAUCUGAACGUGGAGAAUUUGGUGGUUUUGGUUUAUUCAAUGCUAAGAUUGAAAUAGAAUUAAGAAUUAAUCAUGAAGGUGAAGUCAAUCGUGCUCGGUAUAUGCCACAAAAUCCAUCGCUUAUUGCAACAAAAUCUCCAUCAGCUGAUGUAUUAAUAUUUAAUCAUACGAAAUUAGCAUUACAAUCAAAAGAACAAUUAAUGGCACAAAGUGCUGAUUGUUGUCCUGAAUUACGUCUUCGUGGACAUAAAAAAGAAGGCUAUGGUCUUUCAUGGAAUCCAAAUGCUAGUGGACAUAUAUUGUCAGCAUCGGAUGAUCAUACUAUAUGUUUCUGGAAUAUUGAAAAAACACCAACGGAAGGAAAAUAUGUUGAUCCAUUAGGUAUUUUCUCUGGACAUCAAGCUGUUGUUGAAGAUGUUGCUUGGCAUUUAUUUCAUGAAACACUUUUUGGUUCAGUUGGUGAUGAUUGUAAAUUGAUGAUUUGGGAUACUCGUUCAUCAAAUUAUACAAAACCAUCGCAUGUUGUUGAUGCACAUAGUGCUGAAGUUAAUUGUUUAUCAUUUAAUCCAUUUUCGGAAUAUAUUCUUGCAACAGGUUCAGCUGAUAAAACAGUUGCACUUUGGGAUCUUCGAAAUUUAAAAUUAAAAUUACAUACAUUUGAAUCUCAUAAAGAUGAAAUAUUUCAAGUUCAAUGGUCACACCAUAAUGAAACAAUUCUUGCUUCAAGUGGUACUGAUCGACGAUUACAUGUUUGGGAUUUAAGUAAAAUUGGUGAAGAACAAACUAGUGAUGAUGCAGAAGAUGGUCCACCAGAAUUAUUAUUUAUUCAUGGUGGACAUGCAGCAAAGAUUUCUGAUUUUUCAUGGAAUCCAAAUGAACCAUGGGUUAUUUGUUCGGUAUCAGAAGAUAAUAUUAUGCAAGUUUGGCAAAUGGCUGAAAAUAUCUAUGCAGAAGAUGAAACUGAAGCAAAUCAUGCUGAUCUUGAAUAA